Messenger RNA from Austrofundulus limnaeus, 450 nucleotides. RefSeq names its product kynureninase. The record is from RefSeq and is a predicted model, not a curated record. NCBI's taxonomy places the organism in Eukaryota, Metazoa, Chordata, Actinopteri, Cyprinodontiformes, Rivulidae. Gene Ontology annotation, cellular component: cytoplasm. Gene Ontology annotation, molecular function: pyridoxal phosphate binding; kynureninase activity. Gene Ontology annotation, biological process: NAD+ biosynthetic process.
GAGACGGCAUUCAAAAGGGUUAAAGAUCGUUUGACAGCAGACAUACAAGCAGACAAACCUGGGGAGUUUUCAUCCACUGUUAACAAUGGAACACUUUCUUGGAUUACAUCCCAGAGAGGCAGUGGUGCAAGCAGCGGCCUUGCUUGGCUGUGACUCAAUUUCUGCAGAAGUGGCUGAAUAUUUUGACAAACACGACAAACUAAGUCAUCUCAGGGAGAACUUUCUGGUGCCCAAAGUGUCAGAUCUGCCUCACUCUGAUCUCUCUGUGGUGGAUGGAAGCAAAGACUGCAUAUACUUGUCGGGAAAUUCACUUGGACUUCAACCCAAAAUGGUUAAGAAAUAUCUGGAAGAAGAGCUGGACAACUGGGCCAGAUUCGGGGUCCAUGGUCACACAGAAGGAUCCAGACCAUGGGCAUGGGCUGAGAACACCAUAGAGGAGCUCAUGGCAAA